Molecule: messenger RNA, 5748 nt
Organism: Chlamydomonas reinhardtii
Lineage: Eukaryota; Viridiplantae; Chlorophyta; Chlorophyceae; Chlamydomonadales; Chlamydomonadaceae
Exons: 4
Coding region: 188-5245 (1685 amino acids)
Source: RefSeq, a predicted model, not a curated record
AUUCUUUCACUAGUAUCAGCAAGCAUAAUUGGACCCCAUCUGACUCCACCGUUUUGCGUUAUUGGUUCCAAACACCCAGCUCGACAGGUUCUCCGCCAUUAAUCUUCAUAUGGUAGUAGGAUCAUCUCAAUGUGACUCUAUUGCAAAGGUAGCAGUGAUGGGAUGACGGCUCGCCUCGGCGCUGUAAAUGGCUCCCACACUAGCUGAACUCGAGGCCAGGCUUGCUGCGAAGGGCGCUGAACUGCAGAAGGCCCAGGCAGACCUUGCGAAGGCAGAGGCGAGGAGCGCCAAGCUCAAGACAUACUUGGAGGGCUUCCGCGCCCAGGCAGUCAGCACAACCGCACUUGCGGACAAGUACCGGGCGCUGCAGGAGGACCACGGCGCGGUACAGGCGGCGCUGACCGCGGCGCAGGCGGAGGCGGCGGGGCUCCGCGCUCAGCUUGCGCGGGAGGCCACGGAGGCGGAGAAGCGCCUGAACGCAGCUCUGCGUGCUGCUCGGCAAGGAGCAGUCAGCGCGGGAGGCGAAGGUGCAAGCAGAAAGUCACAGCCAGAGGCGGGAGCUGCGGAGCCGGAGGGAGGCCAGGCGCAGCAGCAGAGCCAGGCCGAGGUACUGCGGCUGCAACAGACUGUUGGGCAGCUGCGAGCGGAGCUCUCUGCGGCACGCGACCAGCUCGGCCAUCUGCUCGAGCAGCAAGAGCAGCAACAGGCGUUAGCGGACGCUGCACGGACAGCAGCAGCAGCGAACGGGACCGCUUCAACUGCCGCGGCAGGAGGACGCAAACGGGGCGGGCGCGGCAGGGGCAAGUCAGGGCCAAACGGCGCGGCGGGCUCCGUCGCUCGCGCGGGCGAGAGCAGUGACAGUGAGGGCAGCAGCUGGGACGGGAAUACAUUGGCCGAACCGGCACCCACUGCCGCAGCAACAGAAGCAGCAUCAGCGGGUGAGGCGGGUGUAGGUGACGGAAAACGCCACCGCCCUCCAAGGGCAGUGGGCAGUAGGCAACGGCGGGACCGAGACCAGGGCCCGAGCCACAAUCCGGACCCCGAACGGGAAGCUGUGCUGCAGGAGCUGCAGCGGCUGAGGCAGGAGGCGACGCAGUGGCGGCAGGAGCGGAAGGCGCUGACAGGCCGGGUGGAGGCGGCUGAGGCGGUGCGGCGGACUGCGCAGGCGGUGUUGGCGGAGCGCGAGCGGCAGCUGGAGGCAGCAGCGGCGCGGGAAGCGGCGCAGGCGGCGGACAUGGAGGAAGUCAAGGCCCAGAUGCAGGCGCUGCAGGCGCUGGUGUCGCAGCACGCCACCGCACUGCACCAGCACACGGCGGCGGCAGCGGCGGCAGACGCCGACCGGCGGAAACUGUCAGCGGCAGUGGCGAACUGCGGCGAGCGGCUGGCGGCGGUGGACGUGCAGUUGGAAAGGCGGCUGGCGCAGGUGGGCGAGCAGGCGGCGGCGGUGGCGGAGGCGACAGCGGGGGCAGCUGUGGCGGCGGUGGAGGCGCGCUUGGUGCUGCAGCUGGAUGAGAUCGCUGCGGGGGGCCGGGCACUGCGGGCGACUGUGGGCGGCAUGGCGGUGCAGCUGCGGGGCGUCAGUCGCACGCACCGCCUACUGCGGGCGGCCUUUGGGUCGGGGCCCGGUGGCGGCGGCGACCCCGAUGGCAUGGAGGAUGACGCUGACGCAGCGUUUGCUGACCUGGCAGGUUUUAGGGACGAAGAGGCAGGAGUGGGCACAACAGGCGCCGGCGCCGCAGGUGGGCGGCACCAGCAGCACCAGCAGCAGCAGGGCCAGCUGUGGCUGAUGGCUGCAACAGCCCCGGCUGCAACCGGUGCACCGCCUCGUCAGGCGCUGCCGCCGCCGCAAGCUCAGGGGCAGGGGCAGGGGCAGGAGCAUCGGGACAAGCGGCGCCGUCUGAACAUGGACCCGAACCAACACAUGGGGCUGUCAUACCCUGCCGCUGCCGCUGCCGGACCACGCACCGCACCAGUGGUAGCCCCACCACAGCCCCAGCCGCUGCCGCUGCCUGCCUCAAGAACCGCGCCGUUCACAGCUACCACCGCAGGUACAGCCGCUACUGCCACAGCAGCUUCCGGAGCGCUAGCACUGGUGCAGCCGCUGGCGCUGGUGCGGCGCAGCAGGGGCCGGCCGCGCAAGGAGCGGCCGCCCUCAGAGCUGCUGGCCACCCUGCUGGACGGCAGGGCCAGUGGGGCGGGCCAGCUGGCCAAGAUCGCCUCGGCGGCGGCGCGGCGCGCGGCGGAGGCAGUGCGCGGUGGCGUGCUGCACCCGGGCCCACUGGCGGCGGCGCUGUGCAGUGCGGUGCUGCGCUGCUGCAAGCCGCAGCUGGGGCUGCAAGGCGCUGGGGCGGCAGGAGGCGCCACGGCAGCGGAGCCUGGGGCCGCAGCGGCUGCCGCGUCUGUGGUGCCCGCGUCUGCAAAGCCAGGCGAGCGCGCAGCCGAGGCUGGGGGAAGUGGCAACGACAUCGGCAUCUCCGCAGCACAGGGGUCAACUGCUGCUGGUCGGCCCUCCGGCCACAGUGUGUCCGCGCUUCGUGAGCUGCUCGGCCCGCUGAUGGCAUCACGCGGUGCAGCUCGGGGUGGCGCUGCGGCUGGUGGUGUGAAGGCAGCAGGCGCCGGCCCUGGAGGAGGGGGCUCCAGUGUUGGCGCGACGCUGCAGGAUGCUGUUUGCGGGUUGUGGUGUCGCCCUCAGGAGCAGCAGCGGCAGGUGGUGCGGUGGCUGCUGCAGGUGGCUCGUGAGGCGGAUGUGCUCAUAGCGCAGGGCCAGCAGCAGGUGCAGCUCCAGCAGGAGGGGCGGGCAGGGCUCGGGCAUGGGCAGGCAGUGGGCCCACAGGACCACGAGGGCUCAGACGCCGAGGCAGGUGGCGGCGGAGGGGCCACGGACGCACCGGCCACACCCGCCAAGCGGGCCGCUGCACUGGUGGCUGCAGAGGAGGCUGUGGCGGCGGCGGGCAGCGGGCGGGCGCCUGCGGGCCGGCUGGUGGGCGGGCUGCUGGCGCGACAGCUCAGGCCGGUCGCAUGUGCCGCAUGGCUUCACCAGCACUUGCAACACCAGCCUGGCGAGGCUAGUGCGGCGGCGGAGGCGGGGCCUGCUGCGGCGGUGCACGGCGGCGGUACGGGAAGCGGUGGCAGUGUGGUAGAGCAGUGCGCCGCCGCGGCGGCACUGGGCCAGCUGCUGCGCCUGUAUCGGGACCGCCAGGGCUUCUUGUUGUCAGCCGCCGACCUGGUUCACGCCGCGGCUGACGCCCGUCGCCACCGGUACGACCAGCACUCUAAGCUGGGGCCGCAACAGCGCUCCCACCCGCACGACAGCACCAGCCACGGAGUUGCCGGCGGCGGCGCUGCUUGUUGUCGCCACGGCUCCAUUGUGCCGCUGUCUUGCCUCGUGGUCAGCUGGCCAGCAGCCAUGGCGGCCCCCAACAGCGCGAAAGCAGUCGCGCCUCAACAGCGUGGCCCUGGACACAACAGCCAUACGGGGCACAGCAGCGGCAGUGGGUUGUGGGACGCGGGAGGCGGUGCGGCUGAGGGGGCGCUGGUGGCGGCACCACUCAGUACGGCGCUGCAGGUGGCGGCGCAGCUGCUGGCGCUCGAGCGGCUGGCGGCGGCCGUGUCGGAGCUGCAGGUCGGGCCGGUGGGCCAGGAGGGCGGCGUGGGGCCGGGCUGGCUGCUGCCCCCGCUGCCCGCAGAGCUGGGUGCACAGACCGAGGCCGUGGCGGCGGCGGCGCUGCUCCGAGUGGUGUUGGAGCAGCACCAGCACGCCCAGGCACACACGUCUGCAGCAGCGGGCAGCGGCACCGGUAAUGCUGCGGCUGCGAAGCUGCCGGCAGGGGACAGUGCCAGGGCUAGUGAGGGCGGCGGCUGCGGCGGUGCAUCCACAGCUGCAGGCUCCAUGGCGCCCGCACGCAAUCCUUCCAUACCGCUACCCAUGUUACCCUCCUUACCGCGGCUGCUGCAAGCAGUGGGCGUGGUCAAGGCAGCGACCACUAAUGCGGGUGCCACUCCCGCAGAGCCUUCCAACUCAUCCCUGGACGAGGCUCUGACCGCGUCGCUGCAAGAAGCGCGCAGUGCCACGUCCGAGCUGGCGGGCCGCCUGGUCGGACUGCUGCUUGCUGCAGCGCCGACAUCGGAGCCCGGGGCUCAGACCGCAGCUACAGCGACCUGCGUGCUGGCUUCAGCAGCCGGAGGAGGGGCCGGACAACGUUCCGGCGCUGCGGCUGGCCCCUACGUCUCGGCACUGCAGCAGGCGCUGCUGGUGCUGUGUCACCUGCUACCGUACGAGCAGGUGUACGGCAGUGUGCUGGCGCCGCUGGCAGCAGCCCUCAUGGCGGCCAUUGCGCCGCUCGGCGGCAGCGCUGAGGGCGGCCUGGACGGGGGCGCCGGGGCGGCACAGCAAAAGCCGCAGUUGCAGCAAUUGCUUGAGACGUGCAGCCGCAGUCCAACGGCGGUUAGGGCGCUGGGUGAGGCAUUUGCGGACGUGGCAUGUCAGGCGCUGCUGAGCACUCAGACCAGCGCAAUAACGGCUUCUGCAGGACAGGGUGCAGCAGCGGCAACAGGGCGUGUGCUCCGGCAGGGUCUGUCGUCCGCCUGUGAGCAGCUGGCGGGCCGGGUGGCCGCCGUGCCAUGGCCGUCGCCACUGCCUCAGUCGCCGCCCGCAGCGGCCGCCGCAUUGGUGACGCCGGGCUUGGUAGCCUGCCUCGUGCGGGUGGCGGGGCUGUGCAUGUGCGAGCCAGACACCGACUUGCCCACGGUUGGCAGUGGAAAUGGAGUUGAGGGCCACUGGCACGCAGCUGUGAAUGCAAGCGUACUGCGGACACUCGGGCUGUUGAGGGGCUCGCUACACCGCGGCAGGUCGGUGCGCGGGCGGGCUCCAGGCAGCGGUGUCGGAGUGCCUGUGGCUGACGAGCUGUCGCUGGCCCCGUGGGUGGUGGAGCUACUUGAGCAGGGCAGGCCCGGCGAGGAAGCCGCAGGUGGCGGCGGCGGCAGUGGUGCUGAGCACCUGGUUCAGGUAGAGGCAGGGCACGGGGAGACCGGGGCUCGCCCCGCACUGCACAGCGCUGGUGCCAAAGCCGCGGCGGUUGGAGCGGGCGACUGGGACAUGGAGGGCGGCGAGGACCUGGGCGGGCCUGAGGCAGGGCACGGCGGCGGCGGUGAUAGUGAAAGUGAGGCUGAUGGCGCCGGCGGUGAGCCGCCAGGGCCGCUGCAAUUCGAGGCAGAGGUAGCAGGCAGCGACGAGGCGGACAACUGAGCUGCGGGUUUGCUGGCCGUUUGAGCGGCCUAGGCAACCUGAUGCAGCACCAGGAGGACUGGAUAUGGCCUGAUGGCAUCGUGAUAGCUUGACUGACCAAAUGAGGGUUAGCAGGACAUAUGCAGCUAAUAGAGACCGCCAUUUACCUAGAAAUGCCAGGCUUUGCCCCCUCUGCAACAAAGGAGUAGAGGAUGAAGGGCAUGUUUUACUUGAGAGUGAAGCAUACACGUGUGUCAGAUCAACGUACGGUAUCAGUUCUGAUUCAGUGAAGCAGGUUAUGCAAGGUGCUGACCAGGUUAAGUUGGCUUGCUGCGUACGUGAUAUUUGGUCUAAGCGCUGUCUUUGAUUAGGCACAACCACGACGGUGCACACGGUUUGCAAGACGCAAUUAACAAUCCAGUUCCAGGAGACGAGGGGCCCUUGCGGCUUGGUUAGUCUCGGUGCAGCUAUUAGGAUGCAAGCCUCAGUUUGUGCUCUGGCGCCAGAGACGCUCAAAGGUCCCA